AUGUCUGGAAUGCUGGCUACCAAUGCCCUGCUUCUAAAAAUAUACUCAAGGGGCAUUAACACGCAAAAAAGCAAGGGCAGUGAUGACCUUAGCCAAAGAUGUGGAACAGGUAUAAAAGACCGGGAGCUCAUCUCUGCUCCAGUUUCUCACCAGUUCUCGAACAUGGCACGUCUCGUACUCCUCAUCGCCGCCGUCUUCGGCGUGGCUUCUGCUCAGCUGAUCGCUAGGUCUCCUCUGGCUUACUCCAGGCCCCUCGCUUACGCCAGCCCAUACGCCUCAUACGCUAGCCCCUACGCCGCCUACGCCAGGCCCUACGCCGCAUACGCUGCUCCAGUCGCCACCGUAGCCCACGCUCCAGUUGCUGUAGCUCACGCUCCAGUUGCUGUCGCUCACGCUCCAGUAGCUGUCGCCCACGCUGCCCCAGCCGUAGCCGUCGCUGAUGAGUACGACCCACACCCAUCCUACUCCUUCUCCUACUCCGUCAACGACGCUCUGACCGGAGACUCCAAGGGACAGACCGAGAGCCGUGACGGAGAUGUCGUCACUGGAAGCUACUCCGUCGCCGAACCCGAUGGUUCCGUCAGGACCGUAGACUACACCGCUGACCCAAUCAACGGAUUCAACGCUAACGUUCACAAGGACGCCCCAGCCGCCCACGCAGCCCCAGUUGCCGUCGCUCACGCUCCAGUAGCCGUCGCCUCUCCAGUCAUCGCCGCCCGUGCCGCCCCCCUCCUCCGCGCAGCCGUCGCCCGCCCAGCCCUCGCUUACUCCGCCUACGCCCCAGGCUACGCCACCGCUCUCAGGGCCGCCGUCCCAGCCGUCAACCAUGCUUCCCUUACCAUCCACUAAAUCUAGUGUUUAAUAAAUUAUUUUAAUCAAAU
Messenger RNA from Nezara viridula (southern green stink bug), 881 nucleotides. The record is from the annotation of a GenBank genome assembly. NCBI's taxonomy places the organism in Eukaryota, Metazoa, Arthropoda, Insecta, Hemiptera, Pentatomidae.